Molecule: messenger RNA, 1550 nt
Organism: Bactrocera tryoni
Lineage: Eukaryota; Metazoa; Arthropoda; Insecta; Diptera; Tephritidae
Exons: 4
Coding region: 403-1293 (296 amino acids)
Source: RefSeq, a predicted model, not a curated record
GUGGCGCCAAAGUAGCAACCAACCGUUGAACGGCAACAAGCGUGUGAACUGUGAAAACGAAAACGUAACUGUAAAGCAAAAAAAACGUUAACUGUGGAAACGGAAGUGUUCGUUCGAAAACGGCAACAAAUAAUCGAAAACGAAUUGAAGUUUGAACGGCUGCAAAGCUGAAUUCUAUUCACAAAAAAGGUGAUUUAUGAAAAGGACACACUUUUCAACUUACCGACAUCGGCAAGGCUAACCACAGCAACAGCAACAACAUAGGCACAAUAACAAUUUGAACAUCAACACUAAUCCCUGACUGAAACCGAGGACGCAACGCUGGAAGGCAAGGCAAGCCAAGCAUUAAAUAUAUAAAAAUAGAUAAAAGUCACACAGCGAUCUCAACCUAAAGCCACACAAAUGCAGCGCAACGCGUUCCUCAUGUAUGCCUUGCCCGCAGCCGUUUUGCUGCUCGGAAACUGUUGGUAUGCAUACGCAUAUGUCGCCUUGCCAGCAGCGGCCGCCGCAACAGCCGGAGCCGGAGUCGGAGCCUCGGACGCCGGCGCAACAGAUACGAAGAUGUAUGCCAAGCAUAUGGCGGAAUUAAUGACCGGCACAUAUCCUGAUAGGGCGGCUGCUUCAUCGGCGGGUUAUUUGAACGAUGUAGCCGGAAGUAUUGCUGUGCAACCACCGCACCAACUGCUGAAUGAGCCUAACGGACGUGCUGCGGUCUACGAUCCGGGUGAUGAGCUACUCCGCGCUUUGAACGCCGAAACUGCCAUCAAUGGCCAGGAGCUCGGCACGCUACCCGAAGAACCCGAUUACGCUGACACUGUGUUUAACGAACUGGAAGUGGCAAACAAAUAUGAGAUGUUACACAAAUUGGAAAAAGAUUUACGCGCCGAACAGGAAAUUGUUACUAAAUCAGCAUUGUUAAUGAAAAUGCUCGAGGAUCCGAAUAUACAAACGCUGCCGGUCAUUUAUGUCGAGGAGGAGGACGAUGACGAACCAUCUGAUGAAGACGCCGAAAUAAGCAGCAAUAAUGUGGCAUAUCGCUUGGGCGGACUGGGCGCUGGUGUGGCAAAGCGUUCGCGUUACUAUCGCCGCUAUCCAUGGAAGCGACACAAUAGGAAUCGCAGCACUUACGAGCCAGAGCUGCGUUAUGCCUGCACGCCCACCAAAGAGGAUGUCUUCAAGCUGCUGAUGAACCUGCAUGAAAAUCGCAAAGGCAAUCACAGCAAAACUGUAAACUUCUGCAAUCGCAAGCGGCCAGCUAAAGCCAUUUUCACCAACAUACGCUUUCUGGGUUAAGCUGACCAGCGACACUGUUAAGCAAACAUAUUUAAAGAGGCAACGGAAUACGACACAGAAAUAUUUUAAAACGAUGCUGACAUGAAACGGAAAUCAAAAUGUGGCGGAAGAAAUUAGGAAUAUUGUGUGUUUGCACGGCACUUGGCUGGAAGCAAUUGUUUACAGAAAUUAGCGUAGCUUUUUAACAUAAUUCGCAAUCAAAAUUCUAUAUGUACUUAUAAAUUAAAGUAAAGUAAACUCAGUAAAUUAAAAAAAAA